GUUAAUGAUGGCGUGCCUGUUGGAGGCCCCUUUACGCAUCAGCGUGUUAUCUGAAGUCACAGCCACGAGUCGCCACUAUGUUGACCGGCUUUUCGACCCCGACCCACAGAACGUCCUGCAGGGAGUCAUUGACAUGAAGAAUGCUGUCAUCGGAAACAACAAACAGAAGGCCAACCUGAUCGUGCUGGGAGCCGUGCCAAGACUCCUGUAUCUCCUCCAGCAGAGCUCCUCCACUCUGGAGCUGAGGACUGAAUGUGCGGUUGUGUUGGGCAGUCUAUCCAUGGGCACCGAGAACAACAUCAAGUCCCUGGUGGACUGUCACAUCAUCCCAGCCCUGCUGCAAGGUCUCUUGUGUUCUGAUCUGAUCUUUAUUGAGGCAUGUCUGCGCUGUUUAAGAACUGUUUUCAUCAGCCCAGUCACACCAGUCCAGCUGCUCUACACAGAUCCCACCGUGAUCCCCCACCUCAUGUCUUUGUUGAGUCGGUCACAGCACACGCAGGAAUACAUCACGCAAAUCUUCGCCCACUGCUGCAAGACUCCUGAACAUCAGACAGUGUUGUUCAACCACGGUGCCAUCCAGAACAUCGCUCCUCUGCUUAUCUCUCCAUCUUAUAAGGUACGGAUGCAGGCGUUGAAGUGUUUCUCAGUCUUGGCCUAUGAGAACGCUCAGGUCUCCAUGACACUGGUGAAUGUGCUUGUAGAUGGGGAGCAGCUUUCUCAGGUUUUUGUUAGAAUGAUGCAAAGGGACAAACCUAUCGAAAUGCAGCUUACAGCCGCCAAAUGUUUAACAUACAUGUGUCGAGCAGGAGCCAUCAGGACAGAAGACAACUGCAUUGUACUGAAGACUCUGCCAUGCCUGGUCCGGAUGUGCAGUAAAGAGCGGUUACUGGAGGAGAGAGUGGAGGGUGCAGAGACGCUGGCCUACCUAAUGGAGCCAGAUAUUGAACUGCAACGCAUUGCCAGUGUCACAGACCAUCUUGUAUCCAUGUUAGCUGACUACUUUAAAUACCCAAGCUCUGUCAGCGCCAUCACUGAUAUUAAAAGGUUGGAUCAUGACUUGAAACAUGCACAUGAGCUUCGACAGGCAGCCUUUAAACUCUAUGCUUCACUGGGGUCUAAUGAUGAGGACAUCAGGAAGAAGAUUACAGAGACGGAAAACAUGAUGGACAGAAUUGUUAGCGGCUUAUCAGAAUCUAGUAUCAAAGUACGGUUAGCAGCAGUCAGAUGUCUCCACAGUUUAUCACGAUCAGUACAACAGCUAAGAACGAGUUUCCAUGAUCAUGCCGUAUGGAAACCACUAAUGAAGUUAUUACAGAACGCACCAGAUGAGGUGCUGGUCAUGGCCUCUUCAACACUAUGCAACCUUCUUCUGGAAUUUUCACCCAGUAAAGAGCCUAUCUUAGAGUCUGGGGUCAUCGAGUUACUAUGCAGCCUCACGCAAAGCGACAGUUCAGCUCUGAGGGUCAACGGCAUCUGGGCUCUCAUGAACAUGGCAUUCCAGGCGGAUCAGAAGGUGAAGGUGGAGAUCGUUCGAGCUCUGGGCACGGAACAGCUCUUUCGACUCCUGUCUGAUCCUGACACCAAUGUUCUCAUGAAAACACUUGGGCUGCUCCGAAACCUGCUCUCCACCCGGCCGCAUAUAGACCAGAUCAUGAGCUCACAUGGGAAGCAGAUAAUGCAGGCGGUCACGCUUAUCCUGGAGGGAGAGCACAGCAUAGAGGUCAAAGAGCAGACAUUAUGUAUAUUAGCCAACAUUGCUGAUGGAAACACUGCCAAGGAACUCAUCAUGACCAAUGACGACAUGCUCCAAAAGAUUAAAUAUUAUAUGGGUCACUCCAAUGUAAAACUGCAGCUGGCUGCCACCUUUUGCAUCUCUAAUCUCAUCUGGAAUGAGGAGGACGGCUCACAAGAGAGACAAGAUAAGCUGAGGGAGAUGGGCUUUGUUGAUAUUCUACACAAACUUACCCAGGCAUCAGAUCCCAACCUCUGUGACAGGGCAAAAACGGCGAUGCAGCAGUAUUUGGCAUGACCUCGAAGGAAGGCGCGAUACGGCCUCACUAACAAUCUCUAGGAGGAGCACAUUUCCUGCGUUUUUGUUUUAGAUUUCGUUUUGCUCUUCCUUUUUUGUUUGGUUGCACAAGACACCUUUGGUUGUGAAGACCCCGAACAGCUUGGUAAAUCAGAGACACGGUUGCCAGGGGGCCACAGCACCGUUUGGGCUUUCAGUUCCGUCAACUUCUGUUUUCUCCUGGAACUAUGAUUUUUGGUUUUGUUCGCUUUUCGGACUUAACGUGAAGGAAAACGAAAGCCCCUCAAAGUGUGUUGCAGCGCCACCUGGUGGAUUGAGGCUUUGAUGCUUUGGACUCCCUUUGGAGAAAGCGGAUUGACCUCUCAGUGCUACGCUUACUGGAGCUUAGCCUCCGCAUUUUGGUUUUCUUAUUUACUAUUGAUGAUGAUAUUAAUUAUUAUUAUUUUAAGUGGGAUUUUGAAACAAGGUUAGAAAAA
Messenger RNA from Danio rerio (zebrafish), 2505 nucleotides. RefSeq names its product armadillo repeat containing 8 (gene armc8). NCBI's taxonomy places the organism in Eukaryota, Metazoa, Chordata, Actinopteri, Cypriniformes, Danionidae. The record is from RefSeq and is marked validated.